AUGAACAUUUCGGAUCAAGGUUCAUCGCCAGAAGCUAAAGUACAAGACCAACUAAAUCUGACAGCAUUGCAAACUUCCAGCAUCUUUCACUCGAUUUUUGAACCUGAAUCGCUGGAAAAUUUUGACUUUGAGAAAGUACCAAAGAAAGAUCAGCAUUCUGUAACUCUGAUUUUGGGCAAUGACGAAGGCCUCGUCCGCCAGUCUUCAGGUUUCACCUCCAGGUCGUUUAACACUAGUUUUGCCAGCACGACUCCAAUUUUACAAUCCCAGAAGCCCCAACAAGCAUUACAAACUGCAACAGAAGAAUAUAUAUUAUUGAAUGAUGGCAAAGCGGUUGACACAGAAAAUAAAAACACAUCACCCCUACACGAUGGAGUUGAGAUAAUACAACAAGGAGAUGUUAAAGGGCGAAAACUACUAACAAAAGCUGAUAAAUGCAUCCUAAGAGAUCCGCCACAGUUUAAUUAUCAAAUUUUCCCUGGGAAUACGAGGUUCCCUCUGAAAGGAAGACUUGUGACUAGUAAAGACUAUCGAGCCUUCAUAGUAGCAUUAUUUAUGUUGAUAGCACCCAUUGUGUUGUAUUUUAUAUUUAUCUGUCCCUUUUUUUGGCACCAAUCGCUGGAGGUUAUUCCCAUACUUAUUGGCUAUGCUUUCGUACUAGCGUUCAGUUCGAUGUUGAAAACCUCAUUGACAGAUCCUGGGAUUUUACCACGUAACUUGGAUAUUUAUGCAGAGGAAAUCAUGAGUGAGGACGCAUCGAUUAUUUUGGAGCCGCCGGCAAAGGAAAUUCAAGUCAAGAAUACAUCAUAUUUUUUAAAAUAUUGCGAGACUUGCAAGAUUUAUAGACCUCCUAGAGCAAGCCAUUGUAAGCAAUGUAACAAUUGUGUUGAGGUCGAAGAUCAUCAUUGCAUCUGGCUGAAUAAUUGUGUAGGCAGAAGGAAUUACCGUCCUUUUUUCACAUUCAUCUCUUCAACUGCCUUACUUUGUGUCCUGGUUUUGGUUUCUGCUACCUAUCAAUUGAUUUUGAUAAUUGGAGGGUUGACUGUUUAUCAUUGUACAUUAAUUCUGCGAGGAGUUAGCACUCAUGAACAAAUUCGAGCUGAUGUCACUAAAGCAAAAUACCCGGAAUUGAGGGUAAAUCCAUACAGUUCUAAUAAAUUCUCCAGAAAUAUAUUCCAGGUUUUGUGUCAGCCUCAACCUAAAAGUUAUUUACGGAGACGCAAACUUGCAGACCCUGUAGUGGAAGUAUCGUCCUGA
Messenger RNA from Mycotypha africana, 1257 nucleotides. RefSeq names its product DHHC palmitoyltransferase-domain-containing protein. The record is from RefSeq and is a predicted model, not a curated record. Lineage: Eukaryota; Fungi; Mucoromycota; Mucoromycetes; Mucorales; Mycotyphaceae. Gene Ontology annotation, cellular component: endoplasmic reticulum; Golgi apparatus. The transcript has 7 exons. The coding region runs from base 1 to 1257 and encodes 418 amino acids. Gene Ontology annotation, molecular function: protein-cysteine S-palmitoyltransferase activity. Gene Ontology annotation, biological process: protein targeting to membrane; peptidyl-L-cysteine S-palmitoylation.